UGCUUGGGCCUGACUGGAAUUGCAGGUGGCCAUGACAGUCUGUAAUUGUCUUGCAGGAGGAAUCUUUGAAUAUGCCGAUGGACCAAAUGCCCAGGUAAUGAACGCCGAGGAACAAGCAUUCCGAUUCUCAGCCAACAUCAUCAACCGGAAUAGGACUUUGUUACCCAACACAACCUUAACCUAUGAUAUCCAGAGGAUACAUUUCCACGAUAGCUUUGAAGCCACUAAGAAAGCCUGUGACCAGCUUGCCCUGGGCGUUGUAGCCAUUUUUGGGCCUUCUCAGGGCUCAUGCACCAAUGCGGUCCAGUCCAUCUGCAAUGCACUGGAAGUUCCUCACAUACAGCUGCGGUGGAAGCAUCACCCUUUGGACAAUAAGGACACCUUUUAUGUCAAUCUCUACCCGGAUUAUGCCUCUCUCAGCCAUGCCAUCUUGGACCUUGUACAGUAUCUGAAGUGGCGGUCGGCCACUGUGGUGUACGAUGAUAGCACAGGCGGCAGGAAAUUCCGGAUCAUCUUUGACUGCACCCACACAAUGGCUGUGCAUAUCCUCAAGCAGGCCAUGGCGAUGGGGAUGAUGACAGAAUACUACCAUUUCAUCUUCACCACACUGGAUCUGUAUGCACUCGAUCUUGAGCAAUAUCGCUACUCUGGAGUAAACCUGACUGGCUUCCGCAUCUUGAACGUGGAGAAUCCCCAUGUGUCUGCCGUAAUUGAUAAGUGGUCCAUGGAGAGGUUGCAGACGGCCGCCAAACCUGAACCUGGAUUAAUCGCAGGGGUCAUGAUGACAGACGCUGCCCUGUUGUAUGAUGCCGUCCACAUAGUCUCUGUGUGUUACCAACGGGCCCCUCAGAUGACGGUCAACUCACUUCAGUGCCAUCGACACAAAGCCUGGCGAUUUGGUGGGCGCUUUAUGAAUUUUAUCAAAGAGGCACAGUGGGAGGGCUUAACGGGACGAAUUGCCUUCAACAAAACCAGCGGGCUCAGAACUGACUUUGACUUGGACAUCAUCAGCCUCAAGGAAGAUGGGCUGGAAAAGAUUGGAGUGUGGAGCCCCUCAGAUGGGCUGAACAUCACUGAAAUUGCCCGGAGGCAGGGGCCCAACGUGACGGAUUCCCUGACCAAUCGAUCUUUGGUGGUCACCACAGUUCUGGAAGAGCCAUUUGUCAUGUUUGCAAAGUCGGACACGGUUCUGUCUGGGAACAGGCGCUUUGAAGGCUACUGCGUGGACCUCCUCUCGGAAGUCUCCCGCAUCCUUGGCUUCUCCUAUGAGAUUCGACUGGUGGAGGAUGGGAAGUACGGAGCCCAAGAUGAGAAGGGCCAGUGGAACGGCAUGAUAAAGGAACUGAUUGACCACAAAGCUGACCUGGCAGUUGCUCCCCUCACCAUCACCCACGUCCGUGAGAAAGUGAUCGACUUCUCCAAGCCCUUCAUGACUCUUGGGAUCAGCAUUCUCUACCGAAAGGCCAAUGGAACCAACCCCAGUGUCUUCUCCUUCCUGAACCCAUUGUCUCCUGACAUUUGGAUGUACAUCCUCCUUGCUUACCUGGGAGUUAGCUGUGUGCUUUUUGUGAUUGCCAGGUUCAGCCCUUACGAAUGGUAUGAUGCUCAUCCAUGCAACCCUGGGUCAGACAUUGUCGAGAACAACUUCACUCUCCUCAACAGUUUCUGGUUUGGAAUGGGAGCCCUGAUGCAGCAAGGCUCCGAGCUGAUGCCCAAAGCUCUGUCCACUCGGAUCAUUGGGGGAAUUUGGUGGUUUUUCACCCUCAUAAUCAUCUCUUCCUACACGGCCAACUUAGCUGCCUUCUUGACGGUGGAGAGGAUGGAAUCCCCCAUUGGCUCCGCAGAUGAUUUGGCCAAGCAGACCAAAAUCGAAUAUGGAGCAGUCAAGGACGGAGCCACCAUGGUCUUCUUCAAGAAAUCCAAGAUCUCUACUUUUGAAAAAAUGUGGGCCUUCAUGAGCAGCAAACCCUCAGCUCUUGUGAAGAACAACGAAGAAGGGAUCCAGCGUGCCCUGACUUCUGAUUAUGCCCUGCUGAUGGAAUCCACCACCAUUGAGUACAUCACCCAACGAAACUGCAACCUAACCCAGAUUGGGGGACUGAUUGAUUCCAAGGGCUAUGGGAUUGGCACUCCCAUGGGCCGUAUCCGAACACAGCGGUCCUUCUGCAGCGCCAUGGCUGAGGAGAUUCGGCUGUCCCUCACCUGCCAGCAACGCACGAAGCACAAAGCCCAGCCUCCCCUCAUGGUGAAGACUGACGCCGUCAUCAACAUGCACACGUUCAACAACCGGCGGCUUCCCAGCAAAGACAACCUGGCCUGUAACACGGGGUUGACCCCAGCCUUCCCCUAGCCAGCAGAAGGGUGAGGACUGGGGCACCGAGGAAAAUG
Molecule: messenger RNA, 2388 nt
Organism: Thamnophis sirtalis
Lineage: Eukaryota; Metazoa; Chordata; Lepidosauria; Squamata; Natricidae
Source: RefSeq, a predicted model, not a curated record